Molecule: messenger RNA, 513 nt
Organism: Penicillium arizonense
Lineage: Eukaryota; Fungi; Ascomycota; Eurotiomycetes; Eurotiales; Aspergillaceae
Exons: 1
Coding region: 1-513 (170 amino acids)
Source: RefSeq, a predicted model, not a curated record
AUGGCCCUGGAGAUGGCGGCGGCGGCAAUAAUGGAGGAGAUGAUGGAGGAGAUGAUGGAGGAGAUGAUGGAGGAGAUGAUGGAGGAGAUGAUGGAGGAGAUGAUGGAGGAGAUGAUGGAGGAGAUGAUGGAGGAGAUGAUGGAGGAGAUGAUGGAGGAGAUGAUGGAGGAGAUGAUGGAGGAGAUGAUGGAGGAGAUGAUGGAGGAGAUGAUGGAGGAGAUGAUGGAGGAGACGAUGGAGGAGAUGAUGGAAGAGAUGGCGGCAAUGGCGGCAGACCCGGCCCUGGUUAUCCCAAACCUCGACCUCGACCUCGACCAGGAUCUGGACGUCCCUUUCCCGGAGAUGACCCUCGAGCAUGUCUCCCGACACGCUUUCGAGUAUGGCCAACCUGGCAUCGACUUAUUGGAACCAAGGCCGGUGGGAGGAGGCCGAGCAGCUCGAGGUGCAGGUGAUGGAGACUCGCAAGACGAGGCUCGGCGAGGAUCAUCCCGACACGCUGACGAGUAUGGCUAA